UCAGCGGGGGAGGCUAUGAGGCUGGAGCAGGGCACUGAGAAGCAGCUCUUCUCCUUCAAGAAGUGCUCCGCUUUCCAGUUCGUCAAGAGAAAGGUGCGGCGAUGGAUCCGUAACUCCAAGGUGAGGGCGGAGAAGAGUCCCACGGGGCUGGGCUUCCUCUACCCGUGCCCCAAGUGCCAGCUGGGCCAGGAGCUGUGGUACACGCACUUCCCCUCCCCCUAUGGCUGCUGCCACUACCCCCCGGGGGGCUUCUACCUGCCCGAGCAGCCGCCCACACCACCCUGCCCGGACAAGAGCAAGGGCUGCAAGGUGAGGAAGUGGAAAAUGCUGGGCCGUCACCAUGGUGAGGGGAAACAGAAGUCAAGUGUUGGGGGGUGUCACGAGGCUGACCUAGAGUGGCCCCUGCACUCCUCCAUGUUUCUGGGAAACCCCGUGCUUCAGGAAUGCUGCGUGUGCAGCGGGCCCUUCAUCUCCUACGGCAACGAGGAGGCAUGGCAACCACGCCAGCGCACACAGGCGAUGGACUUGUAUUACCAUGGCGACCCUGACCCAGAGACCUACUGCUGUCCUAAUGAGUCAACUUUUAUGAAACAAAGAAGGAUGGGACUAAAUGAUUUUAUCCAGAAGCUUGCCACAAACUCCUAUGCCUUCAAGCAUCCAGAAGUGCAGUCCAUUCUCAACCUAACACCGCCACAAGAUCCAGAGCUACUGAAUGCCACCCCCUCGCCCCCACCCAGUCCCUCGCAGCAGAUCAAUCUCGGACCCUCGUCCAACCCCACAGCCAAGCCGUCUGACUUCAAUUUCCUCAAGGUCAUUGGCAAGGGCAGCUUCGGCAAGGUCCUCCUUGCUCGCCAUCGGAGCGAUGACAAGUUCUACGCCGUCAAGGUCCUACAGAAGAAGGCCAUACUCAAGAAGAAAGAGGAGAAACACAUUAUGUCAGAGAGGAAUGUCCUCCUGAAGAACGUGAAGCAUCCAUUCCUGGUGGGCCUGCACUACUCCUUCCAGACCACGGACAAGCUAUACUUUGUCCUGGACUACAUCAACGGUGGAGAGCUGUUCUACCACCUUCAGAGGGAGCGCUUCUUCCUGGAGCCCCGUGCGCGCUUCUACGCGGCGGAGAUCGCCAGCGCCCUGGGCUACCUGCACUCGCUCAACAUCGUGUACCGUGACCUGAAGCCGGAGAACAUCCUGCUGGACCAGCAGGGCCACAUCAUCCUCACUGACUUCGGCCUGUGCAAGGAGAACAUAGAACCCAACGGAACCACGUCCACCUUCUGUGGCACGCCGGAGUACUUGGCCCCAGAGGUGCUCCACAAGCAGCCAUACGACCGCACAGUAGACUGGUGGUGCCUAGGAGCCGUGCUCUACGAGAUGCUUUACGGCCUGCCUCCCUUCUACAGUCGCAACACGGCGGAGAUGUACGACAACAUCCUGAACAAGCCGCUGCAGCUGAAGCCCAACAUCUCCAACGCCGCACGCCACCUACUGGAGGGUCUGCUGCAGAAGGACCGCACCAAGAGGAUUGGCUGCACCGACGACUUUACUGAAAUCAAGAACCACAUGUUCUUCUCCCCGAUCAACUGGGAGGACCUGAACGCCAAGAAGAUCACCCCUCCCUUCAACCCUAACGUGACGGGCCCUAACGACCUGCGGCACUUUGACCCCGAGUUCACGGACGAGCCGGUGCCCAACUCCAUCGGCUGCUCUCCGGACAGCUCGCUGGUGACGGCCAGCAUCAAGGAGGCGGCCGAGGCCUUCCUGGGCUUCUCCUACGCACCCUCCAUGGACUCCUACCUGUAGCACGCCAACAUAAAACAAACAACACACAAAUAUGCACACACUCGCAUGCGCACACAACACACACAAGACAUGCGGACAUGCGGAUGUGGACCUCCCCCCAGCCCCUCCAAACCUCAGCCCCCAACACCCUAACCCCAACGGACACUCUUUGCUUGUCGUGUCUCCCUCUCAUCCCGUAUGAAGACACCCCCCUCCUUACAUACACACACCUUGCACAUCCUAGCUGUCACCAUGACGACAGCUGCAUCCCUGUUCUAAGAGGGUGACCCAUCGAUGUGGAUGAUGUGGACCUGCUAACUAACCAUAUUUCGGGACACCUGUCCCAAACUCAGUCCCGCCCCCGUCUCCCACACCCCACUCCAGCCUGUCUCCUGUUUCCCUCUAACCUCCCCAACCCCCUGACCUGACUUCUUCCUGAAGUGAAGAUAUUUGCACACAGCUUUAGGCAGCUCGGCUGGCUCUUAGCCAAUGAGGGCCUUUUGAUUACGACAACAAAGAGGACUCUCUGCAUCAUUCGUUAUCUCCGUGGUCAUCGUCACCAUCGCCAUCGUCGCCAUUGUCGCCAUCGUCAUCUCGUGUGCCAUGAUUACCUUCAUCAUUGUCAUGGUUUACUGUAACCCUUUCCUCCCUGACGCCUUUGUAGAAUGUAACCAUUAUCCGAGGGAGGAGUAGACAAGAUAAAUACUGUAGAUGAUUGGAUGGAUGAUAGACGGGUGAUGGAGAGAUAAUCAAGAAGAGAGGUGCUUUUUAUGUUUUGGUUUUUUUACGACUUAUUUAUAACUUGCUUCUUGUUGAGCAUGUUUAAGAUUGUUGUUUUUUUGCGGCUCUGGAAUCUCGGUAGGUGGGUUAAGUUAAGGAGGACGGCCGGCGUGUUAAUGUUACAGAGAUGUGUGUGUGUGUGUGUGUGUGUGUGUGUGUGUGUGUGUGUGUGUGUGUGUGUGUGUGUGUGUGUGUGUGUGUGUGUGUGUGUGUGUGUGUGUGUGUGUCUGAACGGUGCCUUUUCCGGCCAUCCAUCCCCUCCUGCUCAAUUAACUCACACAAACUCGUUUGUUUUUUGGUUGUUGUCGUCAUUGUCUGUUGCUGUUUCUCUGUUGGUUGGUCUAACCACCGUAACAUGUCAUUCGUUCUUGUGAUCGUCUUUUUACAAUUUGGCGGCGUUCUGUAAGUCUUCGUGCAUCGUCCUGUCAAAAAUAGCGGUAGCCGAUGAGGCCAUCUUAUUGCUGUUGCUAUGUGUACUGUGCCGUUAGCAAUUGUUGCUAGGCAAGAUUCUUGACAAAACGCACAGAUUUGUAUUUUUCUUUUGCUUGUUUUGUGUUCAUUUGUGAAGAUUUUCUUUUUUCCAUUGGAAAGUUGAAGCCUCUCGUGUGAUAGACUGGAAGCAGGCCGAUGAGAAGCGAUGCUGCUAUGCUAGUGUAGAUAGAUGGGGACCUGCUGGACCAAAAGAUGUCAGCUGUCAACAACCAACCAGUCACCUUUAGUCUUCCAGCCUCCUCGAUGAUGUAAUAAUAGGGUUCAGAUUCCAUUCCACGACAUUCUGGACCACACAUUCCAUUUAAUAUGUCUAUGUUCCACCUAUUUAAGUUCGUUUGUAUAUUUCGAGUCUGUGUUCUAGUUUUAUUGUAUAUGGAACAGAUAAAUAUAUAUAUAUAUAUAUAUUAAAUAAAAAAUAUAUGUAUGUAAAACUGACAAAAGAUAUGCUUGUAUGUAACAAUUGCUGUCAAAAUGUACUGUAAAGUUGUAAAAUGUUCGAUUUAUGUGACCUUGUAUGGUUUGCAAUAAAAGUUGAAUGUUAUUUUCCCCAAA
This is a messenger RNA of Engraulis encrasicolus (European anchovy), 3603 nucleotides long. RefSeq names its product serum/glucocorticoid regulated kinase 1 (gene sgk1). Gene Ontology annotation, cellular component: nucleus; cytoplasm. The record is from RefSeq and is a predicted model, not a curated record. The transcript is spliced from 13 exons. Gene Ontology annotation, biological process: protein phosphorylation. Gene Ontology annotation, molecular function: ATP binding; protein serine/threonine kinase activity. NCBI's taxonomy places the organism in Eukaryota, Metazoa, Chordata, Actinopteri, Clupeiformes, Engraulidae. The coding region runs from base 16 to 1800 and encodes 594 amino acids.